AUGUUCAAAAGAGGACCAGGGAGGCAAAAAAAACUUAGAAGAAGGGAACCUGAUGAAUCAAAUGCAACUAAGCGAAAAAGAACAAAUAUUACUCAUAGCUGCAAGACAUGUUUGGAUUAUGGUCACAACACUAGUACAAGUAAGAAGAACAAACAUAUUUUUCUACACAAGAACCAAAAUAUUAUAAUAAAUGAAAUACCUACACAGGCAAGUCAGACUAGAAAUGUUCAAAAGGAAACAUCAAAAAAGAGGAGACCUAAGGGGUUAUUGAAUAAGAAAGGCAAAGGGGCUCCAAGUGAGGCACCAAGUCAUGUAUUAAUGCAAGAUGCUCAGGCUGCACCACCUCUAGUCACAGAUCAGAUCAAUGAGACACCAAAUCAGGCACCAAUGCAAGAUGCUCAAGCUGUACUACCUCUAGUCACAGAUCAGAUCAAUGAGGCACUGAGUCAAGCAUAA
Molecule: messenger RNA, 456 nt
Organism: Lathyrus sativus (Indian pea)
Lineage: Eukaryota; Viridiplantae; Streptophyta; Magnoliopsida; Fabales; Fabaceae
Source: the annotation of a GenBank genome assembly